GGCCAUGGGCUGCCGCGCCCGCCCCGCGCCCCGGCACUGAAGCAGAGCCAGCCCCGACGCGCACAUGUUGAGACACAGCAAUUCUAAAGACAUGCAUCGGAGGCAUGCCACCCUUCGGGAGAAGGGCCGGCGCCAGGCCAUCCGAGGCCCUGCCUACAUGUUCAAUGAGAAAGGCACCAGCCUCACUGCAGAGGAGGAACAUUUCCUCGAUUCUGCAGAAUAUGGCAACAUUCCUGUUGUGCGAAAAAUGCUGGAGGAGUCCAAAACCUUGAACUUCAAUUGCGUCGAUUACAUGGGACAAAACGCCCUCCAGUUAGCGGUGGGGAAUGAGCACCUGGAGGUGACAGAGCUGCUCCUCAAGAAGGAGAAUCUCGCUCGAGUUGGGGAUGCACUUCUGUUGGCCAUCAGUAAAGGAUACGUGCGCAUUGUAGAAGCAAUAUUGAACCACCCCGCCUUCGCACAAGGACAGCGUCUCACACUCAGCCCUCUCGAGCAGGAACUGAGAGAUGAUGAUUUUUAUGCUUAUGAUGAAGAUGGAACUCGGUUCUCCCAUGACAUUACUCCCAUCAUACUUGCUGCCCACUGCCAGGAGUAUGAAAUUGUUCAUAUCUUACUUCUAAAAGGUGCUCGGAUUGAAAGGCCACAUGACUAUUUUUGCAAGUGCAAUGAAUGUAUGGAAAAGCAGAGGAAGGACUCCUUUAGUCACUCUCGCUCAAGAAUGAAUGCUUACAAAGGAUUAGCCAGUGCUGCUUAUUUGUCUCUGUCCAGUGAAGACCCUGUGCUUACUGCUCUGGAGCUUAGCAAUGAAUUGGCCAGGCUAGCCAACAUUGAAACUGAAUUUAAGAACGACUACAGGAAGUUAUCUAUGCAAUGCAAGGACUUUGUGGUGGGGGUGCUGGACUUGUGCAGAGACACUGAAGAAGUGGAGGCCAUUCUGAACGGAGAUGUGAACAUCCAUUUGUGCCCUGAGCACCACCGGCCGAGUUUGAGCAGGAUAAAACUGGCUAUUAAAUACGAGGUCAAAAAGUUUGUUGCUCACCCCAACUGCCAGCAGCAAUUGCUCACCAUGUGGUAUGAAAACCUCUCAGGCUUGAGGCAGCAAUCCAUAGCUGUGAAGUUCCUGGCUGUCUUUGGGGUCUCCAUCGGGCUGCCCUUCCUUGCCAUAGCCUACUGGAUCGCUCCCUGCAGCAAGCUGGGACGUACCCUUCGAAGUCCUUUCAUGAAGUUUGUGGCUCAUGCAGUUUCUUUCACAAUCUUCCUUGGCCUGUUAGUAGUGAACGCUUCAGAUCGGUUUGAAGGAGUCAAAAAUCUCCCCAAUGAGACCAUCACCGAUCAUCCAAAACAAAUAUUCAGAGUCAAAACAACCCAGUUCUCAUGGACAGAACUGCUGAUCAUGAAGUGGGUAUUGGGUAUGAUUUGGUCAGAGUGCAAGGAGAUUUGGGAAGAGGGUCCACGUGAAUAUGUGGUGCAUCUCUGGAAUCUGCUGGACUUUGGGAUGCUGUCCAUCUUCGUGGCAUCAUUCACUGCCAGAUUCAUGGCUUUUCUUAAAGCAUCUGAGGCACAACAGUACGUAGAUCAGUACGUUCAAGAUGAUGACCUCAAUAAUGUCACCCUUCCCCCUGAAGUUGCUUACUUUACCUAUGCCAGGAACAAGUGGCUUCCCUCGGAUCCCCAGAUCAUUUCAGAAGGCCUGUAUGCAAUAGCCGUGGUACUCAGCUUCUCCCGCAUUGCUUACAUUCUUCCAGCCAACGAGAGCUUCGGCCCCCUGCAGAUCUCCCUGGGGAGGACUGUGAAGGACAUCUUCAAGUUCAUGGUCAUCUUCAUCAUGGUGUUCCUAGCCUUCAUGAUUGGGAUGUUCAACCUUUACUCUUACUACCUUGGUGCAAAGUACAACCCUGCAUUUACAACGGUAGAAGAAAGUUUUAAAACCUUAUUCUGGUCAAUAUUUGGCUUAUCUGAAGUGAUAUCUGUGGUGCUGAAGUACGACCAUAAAUUCAUUGAGAAUAUUGGAUAUGUACUCUAUGGAGUAUAUAACGUGACUAUGGUGGUUGUGCUGCUUAAUAUGCUAAUAGCCAUGAUCAACAACUCCUAUCAGGAAAUUGAGGAUGCGGAUGUGGAGUGGAAGUUUGCACGUGCCAAGCUCUGGCUAUCCUACUUUGAUGAAGGAAGGACUUUACCUGCUCCUUUUAAUCUAGUGCCAAGCCCUAAAUCAUUUUAUUAUCUCAUACUGAGAAUAAAAAUGUGCCUCAUAAAACUCUGCAAAUCUAAGGCCAAAAACUGUGAAAAUGACCUUGAGAUGGGGAUGCUGAAUUCAAAAAAACGGAAAGUUCGUUUUCACUCUAGCAUUCAAAACACAGAGAGUUUUUCUGGGAAGAACGCUUAUAGCAAGCCCACAAGAUACCAGGUGACAACCCUACCUCCCUCUGGAUUCUACUACCUUGGCCAUCUCCAACACACCAAGAUAAUGAAGCGUCUGAUUAAGCGCUAUGUGCUGAAGGCUCAGGUUGACCGGGAAAAUGACGAGGUCAAUGAAGGAGAACUUAAAGAAAUCAAACAAGAUAUUUCCAGUCUCCGCUAUGAACUCUUAGAAGAAAAGUCCCAAGCUACUGCUACUGGUGAGCUGGCAAAACUAAUACAGCAGCUGAGUGACAAGUUUGGGAGGACCUUAAAUAAGGACAUUUGA
Ficedula albicollis (Collared flycatcher) is the source of this 2683-nucleotide messenger RNA. RefSeq names its product transient receptor potential cation channel subfamily C member 7 (gene TRPC7). The record is from RefSeq and is a predicted model, not a curated record. The transcript is spliced from 14 exons. Lineage: Eukaryota; Metazoa; Chordata; Aves; Passeriformes; Muscicapidae. Gene Ontology annotation, biological process: regulation of cytosolic calcium ion concentration; manganese ion transport; calcium ion transmembrane transport. Gene Ontology annotation, molecular function: store-operated calcium channel activity; inositol 1,4,5 trisphosphate binding; protein binding. Gene Ontology annotation, cellular component: membrane; cation channel complex. The coding region runs from base 65 to 2683 and encodes 872 amino acids.